This is a messenger RNA of Oikopleura dioica, 1350 nucleotides long. NCBI's taxonomy places the organism in Eukaryota, Metazoa, Chordata, Appendicularia, Copelata, Oikopleuridae. The record is from the annotation of a GenBank genome assembly.
AUGAUGGCAUCGAGUUUGAAUCAAUCUAGUCGGUCGUUUGAAUGCCCAAGUCAAAGUGCCGAGCUUGGAAACAUCGUCUCCGUAUCUGGUGCUCUUGCUGGCGUUGUCCUGAUGAUUGCUGGAGUUCUUCGAGAUCAUCUCGGAUUCGGACCGAGUCUGUUGAUCAUGAAGUCAUUUGUGACGAUUGGAUACAUUCUCCUGGCGAACGCGCAACCGGGUGUUUCUGAUAACUUGCUCUACGGGUGGGCCCUUCAAUAUGGUUCAGCGGUUUCGAUGCUCUUUUUCUACAUUCAACUAGCGAGGCUUUUUGAUUUGACAAGCUUUUUGAUCUCAUUUAUGAUGCUGACAAUGGCUCUCAGCUCCUUCGUACCAGAACUCUGGAAGAUUUUGUACAUCGAUCUUGGCUUCAGUCCUCAAAAUAUGGCAUGGAUUUUUGCUGGAUUCAUGGCUCUGUCAAUGAUUUUCUCGCUUAUAUUCAUGCCUUGGUAUAAUUUGGAGUCGAGGGAUUCCUUCAUAAAUCUAAAAGAUGUUAUAAGGCAAAAACUACCAUUUAUCGAGAGAAAAAAAACGGCUGAAAACAAGGAAGACUCAGCCUCAACUUGCUCCUUUCUCAAAAAGUUUCUCCAAAGCAUCAGAGUUUUUCUCAAUCCUAACUUUUUCGCCGCCCUGUGCGUUUUUGGAAGUGGAAAUUUUAUUGUCCAUAAUGUUCUCGCACUGAUGACGCAACUUAUCGAGCAGAAUGAAAUAGAAAUCGUCGCUGCUGGCUCUACCGUCUCUCUUGUCAAUACUCAGUUCAACACCCUAAAAAUCGUUCUAUCUGGCUGUCUCACAGUCGUUUUUGGCAUCAUCGUCACCUUCACAAAGAGAAAAUUUUCGCAAAAAUCAAAAGGAGAUCACAAUUUAAAGCAACUGGUGAUUCCGCUCUUCUUUCAUUUGAUUGCUUUGGUCUUGUGCAUUAUUGGAAUCGAAAAGAGCGAUACUCUGGGGGGCAUGUGGACGCUUUUUGUUGGAUUUGGAAUUAUCCAGGCGACGCCUUAUUUCUACGAAGUAAAUAUUAUUGAAAUUUGCUUUCCUUUCGAAAGCCACGGGGUCGGACUAGCCUCAAUUGAACUCAUCGGUGGACUCUUUAAUUUUCUUGGUACCCCGAUUCUGAAUGAUUUUGAAAAGACUGGAAAUUUUAACGCCCUGAGACUGAGCGUUUGGAUAUCUGGACUUGUUGGAGCCCUGCCAAUUAUCUUGCAUUUGCCGUUUGCCUAUGAAUUCGGGCCGAAAUGGUUUUUGAACAUGGAUAAAAGAAGAAAAGAAAAAAUGACAUUGGAGAUUAAAGAAACUGUACCCGAGAUAAACUAG